This is a messenger RNA of Penicillium malachiteum, 1977 nucleotides long. RefSeq names its product translation initiation factor 2A. Gene Ontology annotation, biological process: translational initiation. The coding region runs from base 1 to 1977 and encodes 658 amino acids. NCBI's taxonomy places the organism in Eukaryota, Fungi, Ascomycota, Eurotiomycetes, Eurotiales, Aspergillaceae. The record is from RefSeq and is a predicted model, not a curated record. Gene Ontology annotation, cellular component: cytosolic small ribosomal subunit. The transcript has 5 exons. Gene Ontology annotation, molecular function: mRNA binding; translation initiation factor activity; tRNA binding.
AUGCCUGCUUCUACACAGCUAAGUUACCGCACCCUUAAGGGGAUCGGCAUUAUGGAUGCCGCCCCUGUCUAUGCACCUCUGUCGGGCUUUGAGAGACCUGAGGGGAAUCUCCGCUGUUGUGCAUACUCGCCUUGCGGUCGUUAUUACGCAUGGGCGUCUCCCGAAAGGGUCACUAUUAUUGACGCCGCCGCUGGUAACACCGUCUCGACAAUUCCUGCUGAGAACGUCUUUGAACUCGGCUUCUCCCCACUCGGCACCUACGUGAUCACCUGGCAACGGCCCACCAAGGACGCCAACGGCGAUACCACCAAGAACCUCAAGGUGUGGCGUGCGGUCGAGACCGGAGAUGAGCACACUGUCGUGGGCAGCUAUGUCCAGAAGUCGCAGACAGGCUGGAACCUGCAGUACACCCCCGAUGAGAAGCUCUGUGCCCGCGUCGUGACCAACGAGGUCCAAUUCUACCAGAGCGACAACUUGUCGACCGUUUGGAAUAAGCUGCGUGUGGAGGGGGUGGCGGACUUUGCGCUCUCCCCGGGACAGACCCAUUCGAUUGCGGUGUUUGUUCCUGAGCGUAAGGGCCAGCCGGCCCAGGUUAAGGUGUUCGUUGUGCCGCAGUUCAAUGCGCCGGUUUCGCAGAAGAGCUUCUUCAAGGGUGACAAGGUUCAGCUCAAGUGGAAUGCCUCUGGUACGACUUUGAUCGUGUUGGCGCAGACCGAGGUGGAUCGCACUGGUAAGAGUUACUAUGGCGAGACUACCUUGUACUUGCUCAGCGCGAGUGGAGCUUUUGACUCGAGAAUCGAUCUUGACAAAGAAGGUCCGAUUCACGAUGUGAGUUGGAACCCCAACUCUAAGGAAUUUGGUGUCGUCUACGGUUACAUGCCUGCGAAGACCACCAUUUUCAACAUGCGUGGUGUGCCCAAGCACAAUUUCCCCUUGAGCCCCCGCAACACCAUUCUGUUCUCUCCCCAUGGCCGAUUCGUCCUUGUUGCUGGUUUCGGUAACUUGGCUGGCCAGAUGGAUAUCUAUGAUCUGGACAAGAACUACCACAAGAUUGCUACUGUUGAGGCCUCCAACUCCAGUGUCUGUGCCUGGUCUCCUGAUGGUCAGUACAUCUUGACUGCCACUACUAGCCCCCGUCUUCGCGUGGACAACGGCUUGCGCUUGUGGCACGUCAGCGGUAGCCUCAUGUACCACGAGGACAUGACUGAGCUGUACGAUGUCACGUGGCGUCCCCAGGAUGCUGCCCAGAUCCCACUGGGUGAUCCCUUCACCAAGCUCCCUGUGGCUCACCCCUCCGCUGCCGCCCACCUGGCUACCCGCAAGGCACCUGUGAAACCUGCCGGUGCUUACCGUCCUCCUGGAGCCCGUGGCCAACUGACCCCUCUUGCCUUCAAGCGUGAGGAUCAGGGUGGUGCCGCGUUUGUUCGUGAUGGUGUUCCCGGCGCCAGCAUGAACGGCUUCGGCAAGCCUCGCCGUCGUGAAGUCCCCGGUGCCGAGCCUGUGGAUGAGUACCUGCCUCCUGGUGCUGCUCCCGGUGGCGGUGUUCCCCUUCCUCCUGGCGCUGAUAACGAGAAGCUCUCUAAGUCCGCCGCCAAGAACAAGAAGAAGCGCGAGGCUGCGAAGAAGGCUCGUGAGGAUGGUAACCCAGAUAACCAGCCCCCUCCCAACGCUCCCACCGGUCCUAGCCCGAACCGCAACCGCGGUAAGAACAACGGUUCUCCUGUGAAUGGAAAUGGACCUGCUAAGCAGGCUGCUCCUGCUCCCGCUCCUGCUGCUCCUCCCGCCCCUGUCGCCGCUCCCAUUGAUUCCUCUGCCCAAGAUAAGAAGGUCCGCGGCUUACUGAAGAAGAUUCGCGCGAUCGACGAGUUGAAGAUGCGGUUGGCGGGUGGUGAGAAGCUGGAGGAUACUCAGAUGAAGAAGAUCCAGACUGAGGACUCGGUGCGCAAGGAACUGGAUGCCGUUGGAUAUAGUGGAUAA